This is a messenger RNA of Emericellopsis atlantica, 2178 nucleotides long. Its product is annotated as Alpha/Beta hydrolase protein. Gene Ontology annotation, biological process: lipid metabolic process. The transcript has a single exon. The coding region runs from base 1 to 2178 and encodes 725 amino acids. The record is from RefSeq and is a predicted model, not a curated record. Lineage: Eukaryota; Fungi; Ascomycota; Sordariomycetes; Hypocreales; Bionectriaceae.
AUGGGCGACAGCAUAGACGAACCACAGCCUGAACGGCCCCAAGACGACGACAGGGAGAUAUCGCCCAGCCCCAACUCGAAGCGCCUCUCCCUCCAAGAGCAAGCCAAGUCGGCCAUUCACUUUGCCCGUCAGUCGGAGAAGCUGUCCCACGAGCACCCAGCCUCGUCCUCCUCGCCCGUCGCGCUACAAGCCAAGUUCGUCACCCCACAGGACCCCGUCAUCGUCACCACCGAUGGCGGUCGACUACCCGGCGUGCCGCUGGAGGAGGCGCACAAGCUCAACAUCCUGCGGGAGGAGCUCCAGGGCGACGAGCCCGAGACGGUGGACAUUAAGGAGGGCGACGAGACCAAGGAGCGCGUGUCAAACACGGACGACGACAAGCCGAGGGGCCAGCACAAGGUCGUCCAUGUGCCCAAGGGGCAAAAGGGCCACAACCUGCAGAAAUCAGCGGGCGCGACGCUGAGGAAGCAGAUGCCCCCGUCAUCUACCAAUCCUCUCUUCCCACCGCUGCCCCUCUACGGGCCCUCCUCCAUCCUCAGAGACGUCCAAUGCGUCUUCUUCCGGGUGGCGUCCUUCUUCCUCAGCUUGGCGUUUCUGCUGGUCAUUGUGCUGGGCGCGCUGUUCACGAGCAUACCACCGGCGAUGAAGAAGUGGUUCUAUAAACUCACAUUUCGAAACAUUGACAAGCGCAGGCCCUUUUACGAGGAGGAGAUGCGCAGGGCCAGGAUACGCGACGAGAAGAACCGCCAGUGGAAGAAGCAGCACGGUCCGCACAACAAGGCACAGGACGACAGCGAGGGUACGGCCGAGGAGUUCCCACCGACAGAGGGGGGCCGCGACCCCGUCAUCUGCGAUGCCGGCUACUACGCGCGCCGCGUGGGUCUCGACGUGGAGGAGUUCAGCGUGCAGACGGAGGACGGCUUCAUCAUCGAGCUCUGGCACGUCUACGACCCCAAGGAGUACACGCGCCAGAGCGAGGACAGCCGCGAGCACCUCGGCCCAACCGUGUUUGAGCGGCAGGGGAAACGCCUCAAGAACCCCCAACAAAAACCCAAGUUUCCCGUCCUGCUCAUCCACGGCUUGCUCCAGAGCGCGGGGGCGUACUGCUGUACGGACGAGCAAUCCCUAGCCUUCUGGCUCUGCAAGCAGGGCUACGACGUCUGGCUCGGCAACAACCGCUGCGGCUUCACGCCCCGGCACGUGCUCCUCGAGUACUCUGACCCGCGCAUGUGGUGCUGGAACAUUCGGCAGUUUGGCGUCUUUGAUCUGCCCGCCCUCAUAUCCCGCGUCCUGACCGAGACGGGCUUCGACAAGGUCGGCCUCAUCUGCCACUCGCAGGGCACCACGCAGACGCUGGUGGCCCUGGCCAAGGAGCAGCGACCGGACCUGGGCGACAAGAUCACCGUGUUCUGCGCCCUGGCGCCCGCCGCCUACGCCGGCCCGCUGAUCGGCAAGAUGUACUUUAAGUUUAUGCGCAUCAUAUCGCCCGCCUUCUUCCGCGUCAUGUUUGGCAUCCACGCCUUCAUCCCGUUCAUGAUGACGAUGCACGCCACCCUCCCCUCGGGCCUGUACGGCUGGAUGGGCUACAAGGUCUUUUCGUUUCUGUUCAACUGGUCCGACACGCGCUGGGACCGUGGCCUGCGGGACCGCAUGUUCCAGUUCUCGCCCGUCUACGUGAGUGCGGAGAGCAUGCGCUGGUGGCUCGGCCGGGAGUGCUUCGCGCGACACAAAUGCAUCCUCGCCACAAAGGACGUCAUACGCGAGGAGGAGCGCGUCGACAGCGACGCAUCCGGCGACAGCGGCGCGACGCUCCCCCCGGAGACGCAAAAGUCGCCGGGCGGCACGGCGUGGUACAAUGAGCAGGUCCCGCCGUUUGCGCUCUGGGUGUGUGGGAACGACGACCUAGUCGACGGCAAGAAGCUUCUGCGUAGGCUGCAAAGUGGACGGGAGCCGCAUGUCAAGGUUGUGCACAGCAAGGUCAUUGACGAGUAUGAGCAUCUGGACGUUAUUUGGGCCAUGGAUGCCGAGGAGCAGGUGUUCCGCGAGGUGGCCGAGACGCUGUGGAAGACGUGCCACGUCCGGGACGAGGUGCGGGUGCCCAAGGGGUGUGAGCAUGUAGAGUCUUGGUCACCGGAUGCGAACGAGGUCGCGUCGUCUUCUAAUGAUUCGAGUGAGUGA